Molecule: messenger RNA, 507 nt
Organism: Schistosoma margrebowiei
Lineage: Eukaryota; Metazoa; Platyhelminthes; Trematoda; Strigeidida; Schistosomatidae
Source: the annotation of a GenBank genome assembly
AUGCGGUAUUCAUCAGUAAUUUAUAUGAUUAUAAUUUUUUCAAUUAUUCAUCCUUCUAUACAAGAUUUAUAUGAUUGGAUAAAAUUGCAGACAUUGGAAUUCCAUAGAGAUCAAGCAAAACGUCAAUUCAAUUAUGCAAUAUUACAAAUGGACAAAUCGAUAGACGAAAUGAAUUAUGUAAAAUAUCAACUAAUCGAAGACUAUCCAACGGAAUUUGAAUCACUUACCAAAUACGUGAGCUGUACACUUAAACGUAUGAAAAGUGAAAGUUUGGUAAAACUUACUAAAAAGAUAAAUCUCAUGGAAUCAUCUGUCUUGAAAACGUGUUUAGACAUAGAUGAAUCAUUUCAUCAAAGAGUUAUAUUUCAGUCAGAAUAUGUUCGUAUCAGACGUUCUAUUGAGAAGGUUAACACAAAUCUUUAUUUAUUUAAUUAUUAUUUAAUAGAAUAUAAAUUUCUAUCAGAAAUAGUUAAUGAAUUCAAGAUUCAAAUAAAAGAAGGUAAGUGA